Molecule: messenger RNA, 336 nt
Organism: Amorphotheca resinae ATCC 22711
Lineage: Eukaryota; Fungi; Ascomycota; Leotiomycetes; Helotiales; Amorphothecaceae
Exons: 2
Coding region: 1-336 (111 amino acids)
Source: RefSeq, a predicted model, not a curated record
AUGUAUGUUGGGAUAAGUCGAGAAAGAGAGAGAGGUCGAAAGGAAGGAAUCUAUUUAGAAUCAAAAGAGAUGGAAGAAUCGCUCCAUCCCGGAUUCUGGGCUGCUGAGGUCGGCUCGAAACGCUUUCUUGAACAGCUGAAUGAGCGGAUCGCGCAUACGUCACCUGCAACGCAGCCGUUGUUAGUCCUGCUCCUGAUCUUCGUCAUCGUGAUCGGGACCGCAAAUAUCAUUAUCCUGAUCUGGCUCUUCCUGCUGAUCUUGUUCUGGGAGAGUGCGCAUAAGGUGCGGAGACCGAAGGGAUGGAGUAGAUUGCAGGGCCAGGUGAAGGAGGCGUGA